AUGCCUACCUACAAUAUCGUCGUCUUUGGUGGUGAUCAUUGCGGUCCAGAGGUAUCUCCAUUGCCAUCAGGUCCGCUUAACGUGCGCUAAUGAGGCGAAUCUAGGUCACCGAGGAGGCUCUCAAGGUACUUUGCGCUCGAUACCUGCGCCCAGACCGAUUCGAUUCUGAUCAUUGAAUAGGUCCUGGAUGUCAUCGACAAGAGCAGCGUGGAUGUCAAGUUCAACAUCAACCAACAGCUCCUUGGCGGCGUACGUCCUCCAGAUUUUGGCUAUGAGAAACCUUACUAAAAAGCCCGACAGGCCUCCAUCGAUGCAACAGGGGUUCCCCUCACAGACGAAGCCCUCCAAGCGGCAAAAGAAGCAGACGCCGUGAUUCUCGGCGCUAUAGGCGGUCCAAAAUGGGGAACCGCCAAAGUCCGCCCCGAGCAGGGAAUCCUCAGGCUGCGAAAAGAAAUGGGAACCUAUGGCAACCUACGGCCGUGUUUCUUUGCUUCUCCCAGCCUCGUCAAGAGCUCUCCUCUGAAGGAAGAGGUCUGCCAAGGCGUCAACUUCAACAUUGUGCGUGAGCUCACGGGAGGUAUCUACUUCGGUGAGAGGAAGGAAGAUGACGGUUCUGGCUUUGCGAUGGAUACGGAGCCGUACUCGAGAGAGGAGAUCGAGCGAGUCACGCGGUUGGCGGCUUACCUUGCCCUUGCAGAGGAUCCGCCUGCACCGGUCUGGUCCCUUGAUAAAGCUAACGUUAUGGCUACGAGUCGACUGUGGCGCAAGACGGUGACGGACGUGAUGGAGAAGGAGUUCCCGCAGCUGAAGCUGGGACAUCACCUUAUUGACUCCGCAGCUAUGUUGAUGGUCAAGAACCCCAGAGCCCUCAACGGAAUCAUCGUCACGAGCAAUUUGUUUGGAGACAUUAUCAGCGACGAGGCGUCUGUCAUUCCCGGUUCGCUUGGUCUUUUGCCAAGUGCUAGCUUGAAUUCUUCGCCAGACGGCAAGAGCAAGUGCAAUGGCAUCUACGAACCUAUUCACGGUACGUCAGCCUUUCUCAAGAAUACCACAUCAUCACAGCUGACUUUGCGAACAGGCUCUGCACCCGACAUCAGCGGCCAAGGCAUCGUCAACCCCGUAGCUAUGCUUCUAUCCUUGGGCAUGAUGUUCAAGUAUUCCUUGCAACAGCCCGAAAUCUCCAAGAAGAUCGACGAGGCGGUGCGCAACGUCAUCGAAGCAGGAGUGAAGACCAAGGAUAUCGGAGGAAGCUCCAAGACCAGCGAGGUUGGGGAUGCUGUUGCAAAAGAACUCGCCGCGCUAUUGAAGUAG
Lecanosticta acicola is the source of this 1311-nucleotide messenger RNA. The record is from the annotation of a GenBank genome assembly. Lineage: Eukaryota; Fungi; Ascomycota; Dothideomycetes; Mycosphaerellales; Mycosphaerellaceae.